Molecule: messenger RNA, 1368 nt
Organism: Erythranthe guttata (spotted monkey flower)
Lineage: Eukaryota; Viridiplantae; Streptophyta; Magnoliopsida; Lamiales; Phrymaceae
Product: 12-oxophytodienoate reductase 1
Molecular function (GO): oxidoreductase activity; FMN binding
Source: RefSeq, a predicted model, not a curated record
GGCCAGAAAUCAGACACACUCUUCAAUAAGCAUCUCUAUACUUUCUCUCUCUAAACAAGUACAACCACCAGCACGCCCUUACCCACCAUCGUUGAGAAAUAUCGAUUACUCAGAGUUAUGGCAGAUAAAAAUCCCAUUAAUCCUCUGCUCACUCCCUACAACAUGGGGGAAUUUGAUCUCUCCCACAGAAUUGUAUUGGCACCGUUAACCCGAAACCGGUCGUACAACAAUGUGCCGCAGCCUCACGCGGCGGUGUAUUACUCUCAGAGAGCAACCAAAGGCGGACUUCUCAUUGCUGAAGCAACCGGUGUAUCCGACACUUCACAAGGGUACCAAGAUACGCCUGGAAUUUGGACAAAGGAGCAAGUGGAGGCAUGGAAGCCAAUUGUCGACGCAGUUCAUGAAAAAGGUGCCGUCUUUUUCUUGCAAAUGUGGCAUGUUGGCCGUGUUUCGACUUACGGUUUUCAACCCAACGGGCAAGCUCCAAUCUCGUCAACCGACAAGGGAAUUACACCCGGCCUUGACGGAGUAGAUUGGGCCCCACCUAGACGACUAUCCAAGGAUGAAAUCCCUUCUAUUGUCAAUGAUUUUAGGGUUGCCGCUCGCAAUGCUAUCGAAGCAGGAUUUGAUGGAGUUGAGAUACACGGAGCAAAUGGCUACUUAAUCGAACAAUUUCUCAAAGAUCAAGUCAACGACAGGACCGAUGAAUACGGCGGGAGCUUGGAGAAUCGGUGCCGAUUCGCACUUGAAGUAGUUGAAGCAGUGACGAAGGAGAUCGGUUCUAAUAGAGUUGGGAUUAGGCUAUCUCCAUACACCGAUUUUAUGGAGUCGGUCGACUCGGAUCCCGAUGCACUAGGCCUUCACUUGGCCAAAGAACUUAACAAAUUCGACCUUGUCUACCUUCACAUGAUCGAACCGAGAUUUAGUGGUGAAGUAGUUGCUCAUGAGCUACUUCCCAUUAGAAAGGCUUUCAAUAAUACUUUUAUUGCUUCCGGCCCUUCCAAUAGGAGGAAGGGUAAUUUACCCAUUUCUGAAAAUUACGCGGAUUUAGUCGCGUAUGGACGCUUGUUUUUGGCUAAUCCGGAUUUGGUGAGAAGGUACGAGUUGGAUGCUCCUCUAAAUAAGUAUGAUAGGAACACGUUCUACACUCAAGAUCCCGUUGUUGGUUAUACUGAUUAUCCAUUUCUUGAAGAAGCUAAUUAAUUAAAAAGUAAUUAUAAUGUGUUUUAAUUUUAAUGUGUUAUGCUUUGUGAUAUUAUGAACUUCUUGUGUUCUUUUUCCUUGUAUGUUGGAAUGAUGAUUGUAAAAGGAGAUAGUUGAUGUUUGCCUAUUUUUAUUUAAAAAAAAAAAUCAAGGUUUUAUUGUUUA